AUGCAGCAGAAAGGCGCCAUCCAGAUCAUCGAGUGGGAGGACCUGGACAAGAGGAAAUUCUACUCUCUGGGCGUGCUGAUGACCCUAAGCACGCGGGCCACCGUAUACCCGGCCAGCCUGAUACGCACGCGACUGCAGGUGCAGAAAGGCAAGGCGCUCUACUCAGGCACGGUGGAUGCCUUCUGCAAGAUCCUGCGCACGGAAGGCGUGCAGGGCCUGUACCGCGGCUUCAUGGUCAACACUUUCACGCUGGUGUCGGGCCAGGCGUACAUCACCACCUACGAGCUGGCGCGGCGCUACGUGUCGCGCUACUCGUCCAGCAACACGCUAAAGUCUGUGGUGGCGGGCGGGGCAGCGUCGCUGGUGGCGCAGACCAUCACCGUGCCCAUCGACGUGGUGUCUCAGCACCUCAUGAUGCAGGGCCAGGGCGAGCACAGCGGCCGCUUCAAGGCCAAACCCAAAAUGAUGCUGGCCGCCACCAAGCGCAGGCUGACCUUCGGGCAGACGAGGGACAUUUCCGUGCAGAUUUUUGCCGCCGACGGAUUCAGGGGUUUCUACAGGGGCUAUGUGGCAUCUCUGCUCACGUACAUCCCAAACAGUGCACUCUGGUGGCCUUUUUAUCACUUUUAUGCAUGCGUUUACAUUUGCUGGUAUGUUUUUGUGUUUCUAGAGCAGCUGUCUCUGAUGGCACCCAGUGAGUGCCCCCACCUCAUCUUGCAGGCACUGGCCGGGCCGAUGGCCGCCGCCACCGCCUCCACCAUCACCAACCCCAUGGACGUGGUCCGGGCGAGGGUGCAGGUGGAGGGCCGCUCGUCGGUGGUGGAGACCUUCAAGCAACUACUGGCGGAGGAGGGCGUUGGCGCCAUGACCAAGGGUCUGUCGGCCCGCAUCAUCUCCUCCACGCCCACAUCGGUGCUCAUUGUGGUGGGCUACGAGACCCUCAAGAGGCUCAGCCUACGAGACGAGCUGGUUCAGUCCAGACACUGGUAG
Messenger RNA from Nerophis lumbriciformis (worm pipefish), 990 nucleotides. The record is from RefSeq and is a predicted model, not a curated record. NCBI's taxonomy places the organism in Eukaryota, Metazoa, Chordata, Actinopteri, Syngnathiformes, Syngnathidae.